This is a messenger RNA of Meriones unguiculatus (Mongolian gerbil), 5314 nucleotides long. RefSeq names its product chromosome 1 C10orf88 homolog (gene C1H10orf88). The transcript is spliced from 6 exons. Bases 224 to 1558 code for a protein of 444 amino acids. Lineage: Eukaryota; Metazoa; Chordata; Mammalia; Rodentia; Muridae. The record is from RefSeq and is a predicted model, not a curated record.
AGUACUGGAUUAUCUCCCGGGAAGAUUUUGAACAAACUUCUGCAAGUCACGACAUGCGCAUGGAUGUCUGUGAUGGUUGGUUUCCCGGAAUUUGAAGAGAAGGGGGUGAAAAAAAAAAAAAAAGAACCGGAAGUCGUACUGAACCUUCACUUCCACUUGGCACAGAAGGAAACUCAAGCUCCGCGAGAGGAGUUCCGGCGCGGCUUGGGCUCGAGGAGACAGAAUGGAGACCGCGAUCGAAGAUCCGGGGCUGGACCGCGGUCCGACGCUGACCUCGUCCUGGGAUGCGGCGUGCGGGGCGCUGACCCAGAGCCUCCUUCUUACCCGGACUGGGCCAGGUGCCCAAGACUUGGACUUCGAGCAGCUGCUGGUGCCGCCAGCUCCGGGCUUGGAUCUGGUGAGUCUGAAAAGCAGCCUGAGUCCCCGAGAUGAAAAUCCUUGCUUCCUUUACCUGAAGUGUGGGCCUAAUGAAGGUGAAGAAAUCCUUUCAGUUGGCAUUCUGAGCUCAGCAAGAAACAUGGAAGUAUACGUAGGAGAGGAGUAUUGCGGAACCAGUCGGGGCAAAAAUGUCUACACUGUCCCGGAUGACAGUGAACAUGAAAAGAUUCUAUUGUACAAAAAAUACCUAAAGCUGGAGUCUCCCACACAUGCUUGUAAAAUAAAGUUGCUGUCUUUCGGUGAAAAGCAGUGUGUGCUCAUCAGUAAAGUUGUGGUGCACGUGAGACCAAGGUCAGCAAACCCUUCACCAAGCUCUCCUGCUCUAGGGUCACGGAUAGACCUCGACAGUGUCCAAACCAUAAUGGAGUCCAUGGGGUCAAAGCUAUCUCCUGGAGCUCAGCAGCUGAUGAAUAUGAUUAGGCUUCAGCAACAGAAUUGUCUUCCCAUCGGAGAUCAGCUUCAGUCAGUGUUGGGAACCACAGGACACAAGCAUCUGAUUGCACUUCAGUCUUCACCUUCUUCAGGAGUCCUAGACAAGGCAUCCUCUACACCCUUUCCUUUCAGAACUGGGUUGACACCCUCAGGCCUCACUGGAAAUUUAAAGGCUCUUACUGAUAAAAGCGCACAGCCUCUCGGAGAAGGAACUGCCACCAACCACAAUGAGUGUCACCUUGUGCCACAAAACCACUCCCUCGAAAGUGAUCUUAAAAGCGCAGUGUCUUCUUUCUUACCAAAGAAGGCAAGUGGCAACUCAAAUGUGCCCAACUCUGAGUUGCUGCCGUUUCUACAGAACUUAUGUAGUCAGGUCAACCACCUCCGCGUGGGACAUAAUGCCAGGUGGCAAGAAAACAUCUCCAAGCCCCGAGAGGGCAUUGUCGGUGUUUCGAUGGAAGAGCAGCCUAUUUGCUCCUACUUGGAAAAAAUUCUUUCUAAAAAUAUGGAACUGAUGGAAAAGAAGCUUAUGGACCACAUCGAUGAGAGGAUCUAUCAGCUCCAGGAGCACAUAGAUGCUAAAAUGGCUUUGUUAGUGGACUUUCUGCGAAGUCCCAACUCCCCAACGCCAGAGGUGCCUCUAAGACACUAUGACUCCAGAGAAAGACUUUCCAAUGGAGAAAGAUAAGCUAUGGACAUACACAAUUAUUACAGAUAUUUAUUACAUAUUUAUUUCAAAAUCCAAAUCCAAAAAGGUUAUGAAAAUCAAGUCUUUAAUAUCCUUUGAAGGAUGGUUGUCUUACAUGAAGUGACCUCAGUGCUCAUUUGCAUUUUGCUUGUUACUGUAGAUCCAGGUGUGUGCACCAACAGCUCUCCUGAUACAGUCGUAAGUUAUUUUGCUUGCUGUAUUUUUCACUCUUACAGAAAUGUAUACCUGUGUUGCUCAACUGUUUUGGAUGUUUAAGGACUUCUAACGCAGUUCGUUAGUUUGCAUUGUAUAUUAUAUAUGUUUGAAGUGAAUUUUUUAUUUAUACAGAUCUCUGUAAAAUACAGUCUCAGGAGUGUGAAAAGCAAUGCUAACAUAUUUGAUUUUUUUCUAAUUAUUUUUGGAAAGCUGGAUACUUGGAUUCUUUCAUUCAGAUUGUCAGUUUAACACUUCCUAUCAUUUACCUGAGAUGAAUCUGUGCCGUGCUUGGGCUGUUUAAGAUAGUUGUUGGGGCAUACUGUGUAAAGGUGUGUCUCUGUUCUUCACCUACCUAAGGCAUUCUCUGAUUGGCUUUAAUAAAAAUGUGAUGGCCAGUAGCUGGACAGGAAGUGUAAGGUGGGACUUUCUGGUAGAGAGAAAGGGAUGAUGGGAAAGAUGAAAAUAGGGAUUCAGAGAGGAUAAGGAGGUAGAUGGGCGUGAACAUGAGCAGAAAGGUGGACCAGGUUGUGGCAGGACAUAGGUAGAUUAGUGGGGUUGGAGGAGCUGGGAGCUAGCCCAAGUUAAAGGCCUAAGCUUUUAAAGUAUGCGAGAGUCUUCGUGUUCUUAUUUAUACAGCUGGAGGGUCUGUAAAGUCCAGCUACAGUGGUUUACGUAGUGAGGGGUAGUUCUGCUUGCUCAUAUCAGAACAGCUGUAUAUUACUCAUUUACAGUCCUACUAUUUCAGACUUGGUGCUGCAGAUAAAAUGGAAGGAAAUUCUUUUCUGGAACUGACGGGUUCUUCUCACAGAUGCCUUUUCAAGCAUGUAUAAUGUGUGACAUUCUGAGAAUCUAAAGUGAGGGAUAAGGUAUAUGAAUCCAGGGGAUUGCAGUCUCCAGCAGACUGAAUUUUCAGAACUGUUAUGUCUGUGUUUGUGAUAUAGCUCUGCCUAACGGUGUUGCUCUGCAGACCACCUGUAAGCGAAAAGAACUCAAGUUGAUUUUUUUUUUUUAAGAGGAUGUUUUGUAGUUAUCCAUCAUUUUGGCAAACUAGUGAUUUUGAUCAUAUGGCAAAGGUGACAUAGCAUAUAGGACACACCACACUUUUACUUUGGUGAGCCAUGGUUGGGGUAGUCAUACUACAUGCAGGUGUGAGAUGUUUUUUCCUGAUCAGUGAGGAGGAGUCCACUCACUCACAGCUACAGUCCAUGGUUUUGCAGCUUUUGGUAGUUGUGGUUCCUCCCCAACUUAAGGAGUACCAUCCUUGACUUAGCAGUGUAGUACCCUUUGUCCCAUAAAUCGUCAGCUGGGCCUGCCCAGGGCUCCAGGAUGGAACCAUACCCCUAAGUGAAGCCCUUGAAACCAUCUUCAUCUCAGCCUGACACACUUUCCAGCCUCACCUCCACUGCCAAUCCCUGCAUUCUCCAUCUCUGAUCCUUGUAACAUAGGGAUCAGGGAGCAGGAAGAGGCCAACUGGAGGAACUUACAGAAAAGCAAGAAAAGAUGGAAACACAUUCACAAACCGUGCACUGUCCUAGAAUAAUGUGGGCCUUGAAGAAUCACCACCUUUCCAGGGUUUCUGUGUUAGGGUGAAAAUAGCCUGAAGCCCACAACUAGAACAGCCUCCUACCAGGAGAGGUGGCUCACACUUCUGAUAAGCUAUUUCACAGUUAAGUCUAUAUGCAUACCUAUAUAUACGUGUGUGUGUAUGUAUAUGUAUAUACAUACAUACAUACAUAUAUAUAUACACACACAUAUACAUGUAUAUAUAUAAACAGAAGCCAGGAAACAAGCAUGCAUAUAUAUAUAUAUAUAUAUAUAUAUAUAUAUAUAUAUAUGCUUUUAAGUAGAUUGUAUCCCUUCUAUAGGAAAAGUGGGGAGAAAGGAACACCUCCCCACCAUCCAUGCUUCUCCAGUUCUGUCUAAAACUGUAAACAAAUCCAUCUCCUUUUACUGUAUCCUGAUUUUUUUUUUUUAAUAAGAAAUAACUGGUAACAGAACCUCCAGAUUCUGAUAACAGCUUGAUAUGGGAUCCACAAACAUCAAAUUGGGCUUUGUGUUGAAAAAGAAAAACUUUUAAUUGUGGACAUCAUGCCUGAAAUGACAAAGAAAUAAAAUAUUCCUUAUCAAGUGGCCCUAGUCAAAAAUAAUGUAAAAUAGGGCCACCAAGAAGAGCCUGUGCACAGGGCUUAGAAGUCUUCACUCCCUGUUGUAUGUACUGCUCUGUAAUAAAACCUUCCUCUCUUUCCUUUUCUAUCUCUGAAUCCUUUCUCUGACGGUGAUAAGAGUCUGCUAACACUGAGUAAAGUAUCAGGUCUUCUCAGACCUUUCUGGACUUGGCCACCAGCAGCUCUUAACUGCCUCUGGACUCCCCAUCAAUCUCUGAUGAUCUUGGGAAGCAUUUAAAUGUCUUCACACCAAGACUGCUUUCCUGGUCCCCUACUCAUAUGAGCUACCCUCUGCUCAGACUAAGGACCUUUUACCUCUGUGUCUUGUUUGUGCAUCUUUGAAGUCUGAAUCUCAUUUAGCUUGGUGUUUUCCAGCCUUGACUUUCCUUCCUGAACUAACAUUCUGGAUUCUUCAUCCAAAUCUUCUCUUGUAGAGCAUGAGUAUUGUAAAACAGGAGGUGUUCAAGGAAGUACACUGAGAUGAAGUGGAAUUUAUCAACAUUUCUCUCUCUCUCUUUCUCUCUCUCUCUCUCUCUCUCUCUGUGUGUGUGUGUGUGUCUGUGUGUCUGUGUGUUAUAUUUAUGUCCCAUGGGUGAGUGAGCACAUGUGUGCAUGUGGAGGUCAGAGGUCGACCCUAGGUGUCUUCCUUGUCACCCUCUACUUGCAUUUCACUUCACUUUAGUGUAUGGGUGUUUCUCUAAUCCUGCCCCUGCUAGACUAGUUCUAAGAUGCAUGUCUAGAUCCCUCGAUUCUCUGUAUGACUGGAGAUGAGCUAGGAUACAGAGAUGAUGCACAGAGAACGGAGCCCUCACUCGUAAAGUAUGGUUGUAGUCACUUACCACCUGAAAAUCAUUAAUUCCAGUACAGUUAACACUAGCAUUUGAUCUAAAGGUUGCCUACAUACAGACAGUAUUUCUUUUAUAGAGAAAUAGUUCCAAAAAAGAAUGUCAAAAAGCUGGGCAUUGAGGUGCACACUUUUAAUCCCAGCACUCAUAGGCCAAGACAGGCUGAUCUCUGAGUUGGAGGCCAGCCUCCACAUAGCAAGUUCUAGGCCAGCCAAGCCUACAUAAAUGGCACCAUUUAUCACCACCCUCCCUCCAAAAGAAUUAGAUAGCAAUAAACCAAUUUAUGGCCUGAGUGUAUGUGACCUUGAGUAUGUACUUAACGUUCUUCUGACUAUUAUCUGGGAAUCCCACUAAGAAAACUAUUAACAUAUGUUCACAGUGAAGAUACCCAACUUUCUGCAUCCCUGUGGUCUAGCAUAUUAUAUUAUUCUGUCCAGCAUACUGGAGGAUUCUUCCUGUGACUGCUUUCACACUGAACAACUCUGUCAAGCCUUGGAAAUCAACAACAUCCUAAAUAUGACUGUUAUAAA